Messenger RNA from Myotis daubentonii (Daubenton's bat), 6275 nucleotides. It is a transcript of the gene SIK3, whose product is annotated as SIK family kinase 3. Gene Ontology annotation, biological process: microtubule cytoskeleton organization; intracellular signal transduction; protein phosphorylation. Gene Ontology annotation, molecular function: tau-protein kinase activity; ATP binding. Lineage: Eukaryota; Metazoa; Chordata; Mammalia; Chiroptera; Vespertilionidae. The record is from RefSeq and is a predicted model, not a curated record. Gene Ontology annotation, cellular component: cytoplasm.
AGGCCCCCGCCCCCGCCUCGCUACCGGCUCGGCUGUAGGUGCUUCCGUGCCGCAGCUCCCGCCUCGGGCCGGGGCUCCGGGCGCCAGGCUGCAUUUUGGUGACAAAACAUCUUGUUUUCAGGGAGGCUGGGCGGCUGCUGACAGGGUGAGCGGCCACGGCAGGGUCACUUCAGCGAGUCCAGGGGCGCGGCUUUGGGGUCCGGCUGGCAGCACCCCGACUCGGGACCGCCGCCGCGGCGGGAACCGGGGGCGGCGGGGAGCAGCGCCCACGCGGGAAGGUCGAGCUCGCGGGUGAGGUCACCGUUGCCAUGACUCCGGGCAGUGACGCGCGUCGGCACGUGACCAGCGGUUGCCAUGGCGCCGGGCCCCGGCGGCGCGGGCGCCCCGCCCCGGCGUGACGUCAGCGCGCCCCCCUCCUCCCGCCCCCCGCCCCCUCCCCGCGGCGCCCCGCGGCCCCGGAGGUUUCAGUGCACAAGAUGGCGGCGGCGGCGGCGAGCGGAGCCGGCGGGGCUUCGGGGGCCGCGGCCGGGGGGGCCGGGCCGGCGGGCCGCCUGCUGCCUCUGCCGGCGCCGGGACCCCCGGCCGCCCCCGCUGCUGUGCCUCCGGCAGCGGCCUCGCCGCGUCCCCCGGCCCCGGCCUCCCGCGGGCCGGCGCCCGCCCGCAUCGGCUACUACGAGAUCGACCGCACCAUCGGCAAGGGCAACUUCGCGGUGGUGAAGCGGGCCACGCACCUCCUCACCAAGGCCAAGGUUGCUAUCAAGAUCAUAGACAAGAGCCAGCUAGAUGAAGAAAACUUGAAGAAGAUAUUCCGGGAAGUUCAAAUUAUGAAGAUGCUUUGCCACCCACAUAUCAUCAGGCUUUACCAGGUUAUGGAGACAGAACGGAUGAUUUAUCUGGUGACAGAAUAUGCUAGUGGAGGGGAAAUAUUUGACCACCUGGUGGCCCACGGCAGGAUGGCGGAGAAGGAGGCCCGUCGGAAGUUCAAGCAGAUCGUCGCCGCUGUCUUUUUUUGUCACUGUCGGAACAUAGUUCAUCGUGAUCUGAAAGCUGAGAAUUUGCUUCUGGACGCCAAUCUGAAUAUCAAAAUAGCAGAUUUUGGCUUCAGUAACCUUUUCACUCCUGGGCAGCUGCUGAAGACCUGGUGUGGCAGUCCUCCUUAUGCUGCACCUGAACUCUUUGAAGGAAAGGAGUACGAUGGGCCCAAAGUGGACAUCUGGAGCCUUGGAGUCGUCCUCUAUGUGCUGGUGUGUGGCGCCCUGCCGUUUGAUGGGAGCACACUGCAGAAUCUGCGGGCCCGAGUGCUGAGUGGCAAGUUCCGCAUCCCAUUUUUUAUGUCCACAGAGUGUGAGCACUUGAUCCGCCACAUGCUGGUGUUGGACCCGAGUAAGCGCCUCUCAAUGGAGCAGAUAUGCAAACACAAGUGGAUGAAGUUAGGGGACAACGACCCCAACUUUGACAGGUUAAUAGCUGAAUGCCGGCAGAUAAAAGAAGAAAGACAGGUAGACGUUUUGAAUGAGGAUGUCCUGUUGGCCAUGGAGGACAUUGGACUGGACAGAGAGCGGACACUACAGUCAUUAAGCACAGAUGCCUAUGAUCACUAUAGUGCAAUCUACCAUCUGCUGUGUGAUCGACAUAAGAGACAUAAAACCCUGCAUGUCGGAGGACCUCCAGGCAUGCCCCGAGCCAUGGCCUUUCAAGCACCAGUCAGUAUCCAGGCGGAGCAGGCGGGUACCACUAUGAACAUCAGCGUUCCGCAGGUGCAGCUGAUCAACCCAGAGAACCAGAUUGUGGAGCCGGAUGGGACAGUGAACUUGGACAGUGAUGAGGGUGAAGAGCCUUCCCCUGAAGCAUUGGUUCGCUAUUUGUCAAUGAGGAGGCACACAGUGGGUGUGGCUGACCCCCGCAUGGAAGUUAUGGACGAUCUGCAGAAGCUCCUACCUGGCUUUCCUGGAGUCAACCCGCAGGCUCCAUUCCUUCAGGUGGCCCCUAACAUGAACUUCAUGCACAACCUGUUGCCCAUGCAAAAUUUGCAACCAACUGGGCAGCUUGAGUACAAGGAGCAGUCCCUGUUACAGCCGCCUCCCCUCCAGCUGCUAAAUGGAAUGGGUCCCCUUGGCCGAAGGGCUUCAGAUGGAGGAGCCAACAUCCAACUACAUGCCCAGCAGCUGCUGAAGCGCCCACGGGGACCCUCCCCACUUGUCACCAUGACACCAGCAGUGCCAGCAGUUACCCCUGUGGACGAGGAGAGCUCGGACGGGGAGCCAGAUCAGGAAGCUGUGCAGAGCUCUACCUACAAGGACUCCAACACCCUGCACCUCCCUACGGAGCGGUUCUCCCCUGUGCGCCGGUUCUCAGAUGGGGCUGCCAGCAUCCAGGCCUUUAAAGCCCACCUGGAAAAAAUGGGCAACAGCAGCAGCAUCAAACAGUUGCAGCAGGAGUGUGAGCAGCUGCGGAAGCUGUACGGGGGGCAGAUCGAUGAGAGAGCCCUGGAGAAGACCCAGCAGCAGCACAUGCUGUACCAGCAGGAGCAGCACCACCAGAUCCUCCAGCAGCAGAUUCAAGAUUCCAUCUGCCCUCCGCAGCCCUCCCCGCCCCUUCAGGCCGCAUGUGACAGCCAGCCAGCCCUCCUCACCCACCAGCUGCAGAGGUUAAGGAUUCAGCCUUCAAGCCCACCCCCCAACCACCCCAACAACCACCUCUUCAGACAGCCCAGUAGCAGCCCUCCCCCGAUGAGUGUGGGCCAGCCCCAUGGUGCUGCAUCUCCCUCCCAGUUCCAGGGCUUACCCUCCCGCAGUGCAGUCUUCCCACAGCAGCCUGAGAACUGCUCUCCUCCUCCCAGCGUGGCGCUCACCUGCCUGGGCCUGCAGCAGCCCACCCAGCCACAGCAGGUGACCAUCCAAGUGCAGGAGCCUGGCGGCGUGCUCAGCAACAUGCCGGGGGCAGCUGCAGGCUCCGUGGGGCGGGGCACCUCCAUCAGCCCCAGUGCCAGUCAGAUCCAGAUGCAGCACCGUGCCAACCUGCUGGCCACCUUCAGCUACGGGCAUCGACCCUUGUCCAAGCAGCUGAGUGCUGACAGCGCAGAAGCCCACAGCUUGAACGUGAAUCGGUUCUCCCCUGCUAACUACGACCAGGCGCAUUUACACCCUCAUCUGUUUGCGGACCAGUCCCGGGGUUCCCCCAGCAGCUACAGCCCUUCAGCAGGAGUGGGGUUCCCUCCAGCCCACGCCCUGAAAGUCCCUCCACUUGACCAAUUCCCCACCUUCCCUCCCAGUGCACAUCAGCAGCCACCUCCCUAUCCCACGUCAGCACUACAGCAGGCCCUGCUGUCCCCCACGCCGCCAGACUACACGAGACACCAGCAGGUACCCCACAUCCUCCAAGGACUGCUCUCCCCCCGGCAUUCGCUCGCAGGCCACUCGGACAUUCGGCUGCCCCCAGCAGAGUUUGCACAGCUCAUUAAGAGGCAGCAGCAGCAGCGGCAGCAGCAGCAGCAGGAGUAUCAAGAACUGUUUAGACAUAUGAACCAAGGGGAUGCUGGGAGUCUGGCUCCCAAUCUUGCAGGACAGAGUAUGACAGAGCACCAGGCUUUACCGUAUCAAAAUGCUGACUCGUAUCACCACCGCCACACCAGCCCCCAGCAUCUUCUGCAGAUCAGAGCUCAAGAAUGUAUCUCCCAGGUUUCCUCAAACAGCCCUCCCCAGGGCUAUGCUCAGCAGCCGGCACUCCCGCAUCCCGAGAGCAUGGAGGAGGAGUGCUCCUGCGUGGCAGCCAAGGACGUCUUUCCAGACAGGCAGAGUUCAAGUGCAUUGACCAAAGGUUGCCAUGACAGCUCUCUCCUCUUGAGUACUGGUGGACCUGGGGACCCUGAGUCUUUACUAGGAACUGUGAGCCACGCACAGGAAUUGGGGAUACAUCCAUACCAACAUCAGCCAACUGCUGCAUUCAGUAGAAAUAAGGUGACCAGCCGAGAGUCUGUCAGAGGGAGCUGCAUGGAGGGAAGCUCUUCAGGACCAGCCAUGGAGCUGCCAGAUCAUAAUGGGCUUGGGUACCCGGCACGCCCCCCGGGUGGCGAGCACCACAGGCCCCGGACACUGCAGAGACACCACACGAUCCAGAACAGCGACGAUGCCUAUGUGCAGCUGGACGACUUGCCCGGGAUGAGCCUCGUGGCUGGGAAGGCGCUGAGCUCUGCCCGCAUGUCCGAUGCUGUCCUCAGCCAGGCCUCGCUCACGGGGAGCCAGCAGCUCCCGGACCGGGAGGAUGAGGAAUGUGGGGAGAGGUUAGGCCAUGAGCACCUGGACCUGACUGACGGCCAGCAUUUGAGCUCUUGCUACCCGUCCACGUGUAUAACAGACAUCCUGCUCAGCUACAAGCACCCCGAGGUCUCCUUCAGCGUGGAGCAGGCCGGCGUGUAACGGGACCCACGGUCCGUGUGCAGCUCGGGACAGAGGGAUAGCGUGAGACUAAACCAGCAGCAUCCAGCAGCAUCGCGCCUGCCCUCUCCCCCCAGAGCGCUUGCUCCUUCCUCCGUCGGCUCUGUCAUGUGCUGCUCCUGUGGGCUCCGAGGGCCUUUUGCCAUGUUUGCUUGUAUGACCCACUCACCCAGGAAAUAAACAGGAAAUCACGUUCACACCUUUUGUGAAAGUGUAUCUGGUGGAUUUCAGUUGGUGGUUUGGUUUGGCUUUGGUUUGGGGUUUUCAUUUGGAGGUGAUUUUCUUUUUUUUUACUUUUGCUUCUCUUUCUUUCUCUUUUUUACUUUUGAAAGAGAAGAGCAAACAGAGGACAGAGCCUAGGGGACCUAGAGCCCCCCCAGCCUCCCCUCCCAGCACCCUCCAGGGCUCUGCAUGGCUCUGUGCAGGAGCAGCACUGAAGGGCACCACCUUUGGAAUCUCAGUGGCCAGAGAAGGGAGAGCAAAAGCAGCAGGCCCAGGCCUGGCACCUGGGGAGACGGUUCCUGCUGGAUCCACCGCCCACCAGGCCACGCUGGCAUCAGAAUGUCCGCGUGAGGCGGGGAGGGCCUGGCGCUGAGGGACGCGGGGUCCGUGUGAGCCUCUUCGGUGCGUGACUCAGUUCCCCUCUUGUAACCUGGAAGGUUGGUGCCUUCCCAUCCCGCUGCCUCCACCCAUGGGCUGAAACUCCACCUCAGCCCCUCUGCUUGUGUCAGCUGUGCUCGCGCUGUAAAAAGGUUUGAUGCCACACACACUCCCGUCAGCCUCUGUCACAGGCAGGACCAGAAGCUGUGCGGCCCUGCCUCUCUGGCCUGCGCCUUCACUGGGCAUCCUCACCCCCCACCUUCAUUCUUGACCAUGUAGGAAUUGUUUUGGUAAAUGUUGAUAUUGUUAUUAUCAUUAGUAAAUAAAAACAAAAGGAACUUUUCUUUAAAAGACAAAUGUUUAACAGAUUCUGUUCUGUUUGAAUUGGGCCUUGCACCUUUUGCUCACAGGAUUUCCGUUAGCCGCCGUCAUGAGCAGCUCUCCCUGCGCGGGACUGUCCCGUGAGGACGCACCGGCAGAGCUGUUGUUUGUGUCACUACCUUCCCUCCUCGCCGUUAGAAACCAAAGUCUCGGGUGCUGGCUGGCUGAUCCUCACAGCAAGAAAGAGAUGUUUAAUGUUCGGACUCUUGGUCCUUUCUUUCUGGAAAAGGAGAGUAGGGUCCCCAGUCCCCUCCUAGUCUUUCAUCCUGAAUUUGCACAGAAGAAAGCGGGUGCCCGGCAUGGCCAUCCAGGGUUCCGACAGGACCCGUGGCUGGUCCUCACUGGCCCUGCCGCUCCCUCCCUGCCCUCCCUCCUGGACUCCGCAGUGCCAGCGCCUUUCUCGGGAUGGGUCCCGUGUCCCCCUGGUCCCUCCAGCCCUCCACCUCUCACCAGAAGGAGGCUCCAACAGCUACUGUGUGAUUCCUGGGCUCCUUGAACUCCAGCCCCGACGGCCCACCUGUCCUGUGUGCGCACUGGAUGGACCGAGAGCAGACCCGCCCUCCAGGUGGAAGCCAGGGAGCCUGUCAGUUGUGCCAUCUUGCGAACUAUUGCUUUGUAUUGUAGUAACCGAUACGCGCAGUAUAUGUUGAACGUAUAUUAAUAUAGUUUCUUAAUUCUGUUCUUGGAAAAUGUCAGAAGUAUUUUUUUCUUUCCCAUUUAUGUUCAACUAAAAAAGGAUUUAAAAAAUCUCCAGACCCAAGUUGCAGUAAGACCUUUAGCCCCUUUUUUGUGGGCACUUACAACUGAGUAACUUAAUUGGAUAGUAGGGGAUUGUGAAAAUAAAAACAGAUUACCAUCUCA